AUGACCAAAGCCGGCCAGGACGACGCAGAGGAGCGCGGCUCGCUCUCGCCAGAGCUUGUCGCAGAGGAUGAUGCUCUAGAUGAUGUCUCCUCCGACUCUGACGGGACCUAUAUCAUCGAAGUCGCGGAAGACGAGGAAGAGAGCCAUGUCACCAUUUGUCGCUGGAAUGAUACACCCUCGGGCCCGUGCAACGAGAACAAAGGGGAUACAGACGGUCUUGUGAAGCAUCUUCAUGAAGAUCAUUUAGGCAACAGACGUCCGAAGUACACUUGUGAAUGGGAUGACUGCACACGUAAAGGUCUACCACAAACCUCGCGUUUCGCCCUUGUCGCCCACCUUCGCUCACAUACCGGUGAAAAGCCAUUUUACUGCACUAUCCCAGAAUGCGACAAAUCAUUUACGCGCAGUGAUGCGCUGGCGAAACACAUGCGAACGGUGCAUGAAACGGAAGCACUGAGGCCGAGUGAUCCAAUUCCAAAGACACACCCGGCACAUACGCAGUAUAUUUCUGCCAUGGCGGCUGCAGGCAUCAAGAGUAUCGGUUCACGACCAACACUCAGUGAUUUGCUGACACCGGAUGGUGAGUUGUGGGAUGAUAAUGAGCAUGAAGGAACAGACGAGGAGGAAGAAGGCCUCGAUAUGCGAACACGAUGGAAGAUUCUGCGAAGAAAGUAUGGAUGGCUGCAAAAAGACCUCGUCAAGCUAGAAGAAGAAGUCAAAGCGGCUUCGUUGCAGCUCAACAACGAACGGAUUGAGAAGGAAAUGGCUCUGGAAGAGGUGCUGAAGGGUGAACUGCAAGAGCACGAAUGGUCCCAAGUGAUUCGCUGA
This is a messenger RNA of Protomyces lactucae-debilis, 828 nucleotides long. RefSeq lists its product as uncharacterized. Gene Ontology annotation, cellular component: nucleus. Gene Ontology annotation, biological process: regulation of transcription by RNA polymerase II. Gene Ontology annotation, molecular function: DNA-binding transcription factor activity, RNA polymerase II-specific; RNA polymerase II cis-regulatory region sequence-specific DNA binding. Lineage: Eukaryota; Fungi; Ascomycota; Taphrinomycetes; Taphrinales; Protomycetaceae. The record is from RefSeq and is a predicted model, not a curated record. The transcript has a single exon. Bases 1 to 828 code for a protein of 275 amino acids.